AUGGGCGUGAAAGGAAAGUUGAUUGCUUCAAUUGAGGUCAGGUGUGGAGGACACUCGAUUCAUGAUAUGUUUCACACCAAUACGCAUCAUAUACCCAAUAUAAACCCUACUAAGUACAAGCAUUUUGAAAUUCAUGAAGGUGAAACCAUAAACGUUGGUUCGAUUGUUAGCUUAAAAUAUAACCAGGAUGGAAAAGAAAAAAUUCUUAAGCAAGUGAUUGAAGUCGUCAACCCUCAAAAUAAAUCAAUCACUUGGAAAGUGAUUGAAAGAAAUGUUAUAGAGUUGUAUAAUUCCUUAAUUGUUAUCACAUCCAGUGAACACCAAUGGACUACAUUGACAUUUGUGUAUGAGAAGAAAACUGACGAUAUCCCCGAGCCCCUCACUGACUUUGAUUUUUUCCUUGAUUCAAUUAAGGAUAUGGAGGAUCACCUUAUCAAAAUAUAA
Solanum verrucosum is the source of this 444-nucleotide messenger RNA. Its product is annotated as kirola-like. The coding region runs from base 1 to 444 and encodes 147 amino acids. NCBI's taxonomy places the organism in Eukaryota, Viridiplantae, Streptophyta, Magnoliopsida, Solanales, Solanaceae. Gene Ontology annotation, biological process: defense response. The transcript is spliced from 2 exons. The record is from RefSeq and is a predicted model, not a curated record.